Melampsora larici-populina 98AG31 is the source of this 1593-nucleotide messenger RNA. RefSeq lists its product as uncharacterized. Gene Ontology annotation, molecular function: superoxide-generating NAD(P)H oxidase activity. Bases 1 to 1593 code for a protein of 530 amino acids. The transcript is spliced from 9 exons. The record is from RefSeq and is a predicted model, not a curated record. Gene Ontology annotation, biological process: defense response; superoxide anion generation. Gene Ontology annotation, cellular component: NADPH oxidase complex; plasma membrane. Lineage: Eukaryota; Fungi; Basidiomycota; Pucciniomycetes; Pucciniales; Melampsoraceae.
AUGAGCUUCUCUAAAACAUUCAAACGACAAUUCACUGCGCGACGACUAUUGUUUUAUCUCAUUUGGCAUGGAGUACAUGCAGCACUGUUUGUUUGGGGAUGGUAUUCUCAAAAAUCAAACGAUCAACUCGCCAUCUUGAAUUUGCUCACUUACUCGGUGUGGAUAUCUCGAGGUGCCGGUCUCUGCCUUGUAUUGGAUGGCGCCCUGAUAUUCCUACCCGUCUGUAGAAAAACAAUCUCAUUCCUGCGUCCGAAACUCACAUGGCUGAUGCCAUUGAACGAGGUUCAUACCACUGCCCACUACCGGAAUAUGUACCUUGUUGAAGCAACUCAAGUUCGGCCAAAUACAGCCGUAGGAAUUAUGUACACAGAGACUGGACCUUUAACAGGCCAUAUAAUGCUUCUCAUAAUGGUUCUCAUGGCUACGACGGCACAUUGGCGUGUGCGUCGACAAUGUUUCGAAGCGUUUUGGUAUACACACCAACUGGCAUUCUUCUGGGCGAUUGCUUUUUUUUCUCACGCGAGUGGAUGUUUUGUGCGAGGUGCAUUACCCGGUGCAGAAGUAAAGUGUAUAGGAUACAACGGAAUUUAUUACGAAAUAUUCGGGGGUGUAUUGUAUUUUUCAGAAAGGGUUUGGCGCGAGAUUGCCGCUCGAAGACAGACAAGGAUCACCAGUGUUCUUCUACAUCCUUCGGGAACAGUAGAAUUACGAUUUCAAAAACCGAGUUUCAAAUAUGUUCCCGGACAAUGGCUUUUUUUACAAAUGCCAGAAGUUUCUCGAUUUCAAUGGCAUCCUUUCACGAUCUCAAGCGCUCCUGAUGAACCCCACAUCUCCUUGCAUAUGCGUCAGGUUGGCGACUUUACUCGAGCAGUCGGUCAGAGGCUUGGGGCUACACCCAAAUUGGCGAAACAGCUCGACAGUAUGGUCAAACCUGGUGUCAAAGGACAGGACGCACGCACUACAGGCUUUGUGGACAUCAGCUCUGUUAGGAACAUUAGGCUACCCACCAUUCGGAUCGAUGGGCCCCAUGGUGCACCGGCAGAGGAUGUGUUUAAAUUUCAGUUUGCUGUUUUGAUUGGAGCAGGGAUCGGUGUUACACCGUUCUCUAGCAUACUGAAAAACAUAUACUUUAAGUACCAGAGAGGAGAGUUGCACAGAUUGCGCAAAGUCCACUUCAUUUGGUUGAACAAGGAGCCGGCUUCAUUUGGAUGGUUCCGAGACGUUCUACGAGGUUUAGAAGAAAGCAUUCAAGAGCCCGAUUUCUUGCAAAUGGAUAUGUACCUCACCGGUCACCUCGAUACUGACACGGUGAUGAAUGUCACUUUGAACAGUGCCAAAUCUCAAUAUGAUGCACUCACUGGAUUAGAAGCUGGAACGCAUUUCGGUCGACCAGACUGGAAACGUGACGUAUUUGAACCUGCGAAGAAUACGGUAAAUUCUUUUUCUGCGCUUGAAGGCGAAGAGAAAAGUCGUAAAGUUGGAGUUUUCUUUUGUGGACCAAGCGACUUGGGAAGGGUCUUGAAAACUCAUUGCAAGGAGAUCAAAAGUAGUAAUUGCAGCUUUGAGUUUUAUAAAGAGCAUUGUGAGACAUAA